Molecule: messenger RNA, 19782 nt
Organism: Podarcis lilfordi (Lilford's wall lizard)
Lineage: Eukaryota; Metazoa; Chordata; Lepidosauria; Squamata; Lacertidae
Source: the annotation of a GenBank genome assembly
GGCGGGCUUUACUCGCGUCACGUGUCCCCCUCCCUCCCUCCCUCGUUCUCGGCCCCCCUUUUCCCGUGGCGGCGCGCGCGAGCAAAGAGCACGCUCGGAGGAGGGGGCGCGCUCGCUCGCUCGCGUACGUGCGUGCGUGCGAGUUCACGGCGCGAGCCAGCCCCUCGAGCCGCUGUCGCGGGAGCAGCAGCCCUCAGAGCCGUUCCCUCGCUCGCCCGCCUCAGUCAGUCAGUCAGUCAGUCACACACUGAGGAGGGAGGGAGGGAAGGAAGGCAAGGGAGCGGGCGGGAUUAUUAUGGGCUGUGGGUGCUGCUGCUGCUGAGGGCUGAGCAAAAGAGAGAGAAAUAAAUAAGAAAUAAACAAAAAUGGAGCUGUCUGCAGUGGGCGAGCGGGUGUUCGCGGCCGAAUCCAUCAUCAAGCGACGGAUCCGAAAGGUGAGCGGCGGGCCAGCGAGGCCCCAGACCGGGGCUCGGCUUUUUUUAGGGAGGGGGUGUUUCUGCCGUUGCCACCUCUUUAACCUGCGCUUCCCGUUUCUCCUCUUCCCCACCGCCCCCCCAUUUUACCCCCCUCCCCUCAUCUCUGCCCCCUCCCCUCUGCCAACCCCCCCCCCCCGUAUUUUGCAGGGACGCAUCGAAUACCUGGUGAAAUGGAAAGGCUGGGCCAUCAAGUGAGUUCCCCCCUAGUGCCUCUCUGUGUCUUGUCUGCGUGAAGAAGCCCCGUUCCCGCCUCCUGUGGGCCUCUCGCUGGGCUAAUAUUAUGUGUCCCUUCCCUGGGUGCGCACAAGGCGCGCGCGUGCGCGUGCACACACACAGAGUGCCUGUAGGGUUGCUUUAUCCUUUUCGCCUCCCCACCCACCAAGAACUCCUCAGCAUGUGCUAAUAUUUCUUUCCCCCCCCCUUCAUUCCUUUGCAUGUGCCUGUAACUGUGUCCAUCUGCACUUCUGCAGGUACAGCACUUGGGAACCUGAAGAGAACAUCUUGGAUUCCCGUCUAAUUGCAGCCUUUGAGCAAAAGUGAGUUUGAGAUUGAUUCUGGACAGUAGAGGGAGAGUUAGGAGUUAUCACUUGUUUUGUUUGCAGAAUGGAGAGGUUUGACUUUUUUUAAAAAAGCGUUUAAUUUCUCCCCCACAAAGGGAACGUGAGCGUGAGCUGUACGGACCUAAGAAGAGAGGACCCAAGCCCAAAACUUUUCUGCUGAAGGUAACUCUCACUUUAAUAACUUGGCUCUAAUUGAACCAGUUCAAGGUUCUGGGAUCUGAUAAACUUCAGUAUGGUUAACUGCCCACUAAAAACACUUAACAAAAAUAAAACAAAAAACAGAGUCAGCUGGGGAAAGGAAGUAGUUAGAAAUUAAAGCUUCACAUGUUAUUUUGCAGUAUGUGUCCAGGGACACCAUAAAUUAUUGGAAAGCUACAAAUAUGCUCUUGAUCUCUUUCCAUCUUCAUUUUGACUGAAAGUGAUUGCUUAAAGUGUAUGUAAGUUGGCCUUUUGGCCUCGUGACUUCUUGCUGUCUAAAAAUGGGCCAGUGCUUUGCCACCCUUUUUCACGGACUUGUCUGAAGGCUUUGUUGUUUAGUGUUUUCUCAGAACUUUGAAGAGGGGGCAAUGUAAACCAGUAGUUUUUAAAAUCUUAUUGGAAGAAAAUAAUUAAACUUUGGAAAUGCUAAAGUGCCCAGGAACUUUCUGGACCAGACAGUCCAAAAUAUCAAUUGUUUAAGGCUAUUGUGAUUGCAGCACUAAAGCCUGCUUUGAGGUUUCUUGUCUGUAAAAAGUGAGAAAAGUGUAUGUGUAUAUCAGUAUAUCAGAGUUUAAACUUCCUCCCAGUCUUGCUGAGGCAGUGCUUACUAUAUGAGAGGCAGAGUGGUCUGGGGUUCCGUUUCUCACUAAUGCUGCUUUCAGCUCAUUUAAAGUAGAAGCUCUUACUGAUGUGAAUUUUGGAAGCAUGGGUAGAAAUCUGAACCUCAAAUGCUGAGGAGGGUUUGCAGAGUUGGCAUUUAAACCAGUAUAAACCAGUUUGGAAAAGGAUGAUCCAUCAUGGAGAAUAAAGAUUUUAACACCCAAAGUGGAUAUUUGCACUUUGUCAGGACUAAGAAAACCUUGGUUGUGUAAAUUUUACCACUCUUCUCAGCAAAUUCCUAAAUAUUCAUUCAGGACUUAUAAAGAUGACUUUGUCUAGUGUUUGACUUCUGAUGACAUAGGUGGUAUGAUAAUUGAUUUGAUCUGGAAACUAACUGGAUAGCUUAUUUGCAGAUGUAAAUGAUUCAGAAAAUCCUGAGCUCCAUAAGAACUAGCAUGGCCAAUGGUCAGGAUUAAUUACGGUUGUAAUUCAACAAUAUCUGAGGGGUUGCAAGUUCCCCACUGCUAUAUUAAGCUAAGGAUGACUAAUUUAAUAUAUUUGUGAGGGUCCACUCAUUUUCCCAGGCAGUGGUUUCAAUUUAUUAAAUUUAUACAUUGCUUCCCACUAAAUGUCCUGAAGCAAUUUACAACCAAAGUAAAAAAUGCAAUUAUAAAAUCACAUAAACCUUAUUUUAAACAUAGAUUUAACCAUGUGUCAAAUCAUUGGUGGUACCCAAAUGCCCAGGAAAACAAAAAGACACCAAAAUGGCAGCAAGGUUGAUGGCAGUACUCUGGGGACUAGAGUACAGUUGUACCUUGGUUGUCAAAUGGAAUCUGUUCGCGAAGUCCGUUCGAUUCCCAAAACGUUUACAAACCAAGGUGCGGCUUCUCAUUGGCCCCGGAAACAAUGCUGACAGCCAAAACAGACGUUCAGCUUCCAAAAAAUGUUCGCAAAUUGGAACGCUUAUUUCCAGGUUUGCGGCAUGUACGUCCUUUGUGUAGUAUGAAACACUUGAGGCAAAUUUGGACCCAGCUCUAUUACAUUCUCCUAGAGUACCUGAACACUAUCUUGGAAUGCAUUUGAAUUGAUGGUGAUACAACAGUAACAACAACAACCACUUCAAAUGCUUUCCAAGAUAGUAUUCAGGUGCUCUGGGAUAAUGGAAACGAAAAUAUUGUAUUCACAUCAGCUUGGCCUUGUGUAAGUACAGGGCCACUUUGUCAUGCUAUAAUGCGUUAACUUAUGUAUGACCUGCUUUGUACUGAGCAACUCUCUGGCUUGCAAAGAAUGUGUUGCUGGGUCAUCGUAUAAAUUGUAAACAUGAAGGUGGGUAGAUGUAAGCUAGUAGGAAUAAAUUAGACGGUCAGUAGCAAGUAAUGGAUUGUUAGUUCUCUAGGGAAUUUCCCAGUCACAGUUUGCAGGAUGUAGCUUGUGGUCUACAGAGAAAUGGGGGGAGGGGCUGCAUUCUUUGACAAGUAGUAAUUUCUCUGUUCACUUAAAAAUCAGUUUUGCUUUUAAUCUUCUAUAAUUUAUUUAAGUUAGAAUUUUGGAACCCUCAUUAUCUCCCUCAGUGCCAUUUCUUUUAUUCUCAGCCAGGGGGAAUCAGGUGAGGAGAGCUUUGCUCAUGUAGUUACAAGAUGUUUGAAACUCCCAGAGCAGAAACUGAUGAUUUUAGCAACUUGAACACAGUUGCUACACAGUAUAAACAAUCAUUUAGAAAUUUACUGACUCAAGGUAAUACAUAAAGGGAGAAUUUUAACCGCAUGAGUAGAGUGGUCUGCACGACUUCUUUUACUCUCAGAAUGGAUAAAAACAUCCCUUUAUAUAUUACCUUGGGUCAGUACAUCAGGUGCUUUAUACUAUGUUCAUGAGAAGUUACUGAUUUAAAAGCAUGCAAGAAAAUGCUUGCAGUUAUGUACAUUUUACUGGCUUUUCGUGAGUAUAUAGCUGCUAGAAAAUUGGGUUAACCUUCUGUGAGAAGGGGUAAGCGCUGGGCGGGCCAGGUAGAACACAAUCUCCUUCAGUUGGCCAUUGGGCUGUGUGGCUGAGGACUAAUUUUAUCCGAGUUUGUUUGUUAUAGUUCAUGGAAAAUAUGCCUUGUAGCAGUAAGUCUUUGAGUUCUAGUAAGCAACUCCUACUCAAGUUCUGGACACAGCUUUGUGGAAUAGGGGCGGGGGAAGAUCCUGAAAGUUGUAAUUCAGUACUGUUUGUGUAGCUGUGGAAUUUUGCAUACACUAGAGUCAGGUGAGGGUAGAGGCAAUACCCCUGUCUCCAGUGAUGGAACCUGGACAGAAGAUAAUCCUGCCUACUAUUGCUAUCUGCCCAGUGCUAAGAGCACAUGCUUUGGUUGCAAAAUGUCCCAGGCUCAGCCCCCAGCAUCUCCACAUAGGGCUGGGAGAGACUUCUGCCUUGAAACUCUAGACAGCCACUGCCAGUCAGUAUCAAUCAUUCUGAGUUCGAUCAGUAUAAGGCAGCUUCCUAUGUUCAUCAUUGCUUCUGAGUUUAUUUUCUGAACUGAUAGCAAUGUUUCACUUCCAGGGUGUGCAGAAGGUUUGGUCUGCAAAAUGGGAUGUCUGAGAAGGAAGGGUUGAAUGAUUUCUAACAAAAGACAAAAACUCCUACCUGUACAGCUAAUGUGCCAAUAUUUUCUGUUUAUGUAGGUUUGCAGAAGUGGAAGCUGAACUAUGAGUAAUCAAUAGAAUAAAAUAAGUAUAGCACUGAGUGGUAUUCCCCUAAAGACACAAAUAUUAAAAAUAGAACUUCUGGCAAGGUAUAACCAAAGAAUCCAGUUUCUGCUUAAGGGGGAUUUUAAAAAAAACCCAGAAGUAUAAGAAAUUCAUGAAUAUAUGGAAACAGACAUUAGAACAUAAGAGCCAUGCUGCAUCCUGUUUUAGCAGUGGUCAGCCAAAUGCUUUUGGGGAGCCCACAAACAGGACUUGAAUAUAAUCAUGCUCUCAUGCUGGUAUUCAUAGGCAUAUCACCUCUGAUGCUGGAGGUAGUAGACAGCUAUCAUGACUAGUAGUUAUUGAUAGUUUUUUCCUUCAUGAAUUUGUCUAAACACUUCUUAAAGCCCAUCCAAAUUGGCAUACAUUGCUGCGUCUUGUAGUAUCAUAACCAUAGUUUAUGCUCUGUGUGGCAAAGUACUUCACACAAGUCAUCAUUGGAAAGAAACAUGUUAACUUUGUAUUGUAGUAAUUUGAAUGCACUGAUAUGUGAACUUGGUUGGAAAAACACUUUUAAAAUGUAGCAAAAAGCACAAAUGUACACAUCUGUAGUCUGACUAAUUCUUAGUGCAUUAACAUUUAACAUUACAUUCAUUUCCCAAAACUGGGUUUCCUGAUCAAAGAAAUAUAGAUGAACUGCUUUUAUAUUCUUAUGUCUCCACUUCCAGUUUCUUUAUCAUUUUGCGGGGCUUCUCUUAAAGGUGUGGACAUUUAUUAAGUACGUUGCUAGUACUGUAGUACGGGAUUUGCAAUAUUAAACACUAGAAGAGGGAGAGGUUAUUUAGAAAAUUAGUACAGUGCCAUAGGUGCAUGGGAGGUGGAAAUUAUGAGAUUCUGAUGAUGUUCUCUGCUAUGUCAACUUACCUUGCUGGUUGACGAGAGAGUCACUCCUCAGCACUGGAAAGAAAGUACAAUAUGUAUGGCAAGGUGAUUGUGUUAUCAGCAAUUAUUGCAAUGAUGGAACGCUGUUUAUUUUGCAUGCAUUUAAACUAGCUGAAUUGUAACACUACUUUUUGCGUGUUGUCUCAAGUAAAGUGUAGGCAUUGGCUUUGAAGGUGUUGUGACUCAGCCUUCCCUUUUUAGGUAGAAUUUGCUGAUCCAGAGGCUCUAGGUAGAGAAAGCUUCUUGUAUAUUUUCCCCUCCCCUCCCCCUCAUGCCACUCAAAGUAUUUUUUACUCAUCUCUUGUCAUUUGUACUCCUGUUUUCCUUUCACACCUAUCUUGUACUUCUGCCCACCCCACCCCCUGCCAAUUUCUUUCAUCCCCGCUUCCUACUCCUUUUACAUUCAGUUGUCUCUCCUAUGAUAGCAUCUCUCUAUUAUCCCCUUCCUUUCUAUUCCUAGUUUAUUAUUAUUACUUUUGGAGCUGCUGCAUAACCAGAGUCUUUGGUGCUUAUAUAUCUGUGUGGGAAAGUAAGUAGGAAGAAAAUGGAAAGGAACAGAAGCAUUCACCUGCAAUUCUUGUUGCAGGCACCAGAUGGUAGGAAAAGCUAAUUGAACUAAGGGGGGGCGGGAUAGAUACAUUUGGUUAGUCUGAUGGUAUUUGAAUACAGAAGUUAGCUAUUUUUGUUAGCACAUUUAAUGAGUUGGCCAGUUGAGCUGAUCUGUAUUAAAUGUCUAGUUGUAAGCAUCACACAAUGGGGUGUUAGUUUUCUGAAAGUGAGAGGACCUUUUACAGUAAACUAAAUCAAAUUCAACAGUGUAAUAUAAAACUAAAUUGAAGGAGCAUCUCCACCCCCAUCGUUCCACCCAGACGCUGAGGUCCAGCGCUGAGGGCCUUCUGGCAGUUCCCUCGUUGCGAGAAACCAAGUUACAGGAAACCAGGCAGAGGGCCUUCUCAGUAGCGGCACCUGCCCUGUGGAAUGCCCACCCGCCAGAUGUCAAAGAGAAAAGCAACUACAGUGGUACCUCGGGUUAAGUACUUAAUUCGUUCCGGAGUUCCGUUCUUAACCUGAAACUGUUCUUAACCUGAAGCACCACUUUAGAUAAUGGGGCCUCCUGCUUCUGCUGCGCCGCCGGAGCACUAUUUCUGUUCUCAUCCUGAAGCAAAGUUCUUAACCCAAGGUACUAUUUCUGGGUUAACGGAGUCUGUAACCUGAAGCGUAUGUAACCUGAAGCGUAUGUAACCCGAGGUACCACUGUACCAGACUUUUAGAAGACAUCUGAAGGCAGCCCUGUUUAGGGAAGCUUUUAAUGUUUGACGCACUAUUGUAUUUUAAUAUUUUGUUGGAAGCUGCCCAGAGCGGCUGGGUAAACCCAGCCAGAUGGUCAGGGUAUAAAUUAUUAUUAUUAUUAUUAUUAUUAUUAUUAUCCUUUUUUACAAGGACAGAAGGGAUAUUAAUUUAGUAAUCCUCAUAAUGACUUUGAACAUAGAUCAGUAUCAUCAUCAUGGCUUAUAGGUGACCCAAGAGUACUCAUUUCAUGGAUGGGAUGAGAUUUGACCAGGAAUGUCUCAGCUCACUCUAAUGCUGGAAGCUAUAGUUGUAUCUUAAUAGAGGAACUUUGGGGAAACUGCACUUAAAUUCCUCAAAUAAGGUCCAUAGCUCAGUUUAGCUGCAUUAGUUGUAAUUUCUGAACCAACUUCAAGGGAAAAUCCUCAUAGAGCACAUUGCAGUAGUCCAGUUUAGAGGUUACCAAGGCCUGCAUCACUAUAACCAAGUUAUGCCUGUCCAGGAAUACCUGUAGCCUAACAUACCAGCUGAAGAUGGAGAAGGCUGUCCUAUAUUCCUAGCCAAUAGUCUAUGUGUCCUAAUAUUGUAUAUUUAAAGGUUUAAUCUGCAUGUUUAUAGCAUAAUAUCCUUUCUUAAAUCUUGCUUCGUUUACUUAUGGUUUAGUCAGACCCUGAUAAUUUUCAAAUGGAUUUCUGCUGUUUUGUUGCACAGAGUGGGAAAGCUUUUGUAUGACCUAAAGCAGGAUUGAAUAAACCUUUUCCAAAUGGAAUUAAUUGCAUUUAUAGUUCAUUUUUGUGGGAGACCCGAUUUUAUCCUAGUUAGCUUUACUUCUAAGAAGUGGUGGAUGUAAUGAUCUGGCUGCAAGUCACCUCAAGACAUUGUUUGUACAUAUUACAGGGGAGGGAAAUAUGCCUUUCUUUUAAAUGCUUACUUUGCAAACUCUCCUGUUACACGUGAAGUUUUGGUAGAUUUUAACUUGUGCUGUGCUGCAGUCUGCUAAAUGAGUAGCCUCAGUAAUAACUGACAAAUGUUCUUUGAAGAGCAUCUCCUAAUGUACUUUAAGUCUUGAACAAUCCCAGUAUCCCAAACUGUAAUUCAAAACCCAGGAUGAAAAUGUAUGGAAAUGGAUUUCAUGGUUUCCUUUAUUAGGGUGAUUUAUGCUUGGUCAGAUGGAUUCAUUUUGGGUUGGGGACAUGCUAAGUUUGAAAUCCAGGCCUGUGCAGAGCUCAGCCUCCACUUCCUCCAGUUAGGCUUCGUAUCCUUAAGAUGGCAGGUGCCUGCAGUUUAGUAUGCAGAAUGUGAUUUAUUCCCAUCUAACUCCAUUUUUUCCACUGCAGGCUCGGGCCCAGGCGGAGGCCCUACACAUUGGGGAUGUACAUUUUUCUGUCAAGCCUGGUUCUAGCACAUCCUCUCCCAAACUCCACUCCAGUGCUGCAGUGCACCGACUGAAGAAGGACAUCCGGCGAUGUCACCGUAUGUCUCGACGCCCUUUGCCCCGCCCAGACCCCCAGAAUAGUGGAGUUGGUGGGGGCACUGGCAUCCGCCCUCCUGUCUCUCCCUUUUCAGAAACCGUCCGCAUCAUCAACCGCAAGGUGAAGCCACGUGAGCCCAAGCGCAGUCGCAUUAUUCUCAACCUGAAGGUGAUUGAUAAAGAUGGGAAAGUGGGAAGCAGGGGAGGAAGUUUGGCUCGAUCCAAGAUACCUUCACGAAACCGUGUCAUUGGCAAGAGCAAGAAAUUCAGCGAGAGCAUGCUUCGUAACCAGAUCCGCCACAUGAAGUUUGGAAACUUCCCGCUGUACAACAAGCCGUCCACUCCAGUCCCAUCCUUGGAGGGGAAGACAGAGGCAGGAGGCUCCCAGGGUGCCUCUUGUGGGCUCAUGGGCUCUUCUGCCUAUGAUGCCCGCAGUUCGAGCUCCUCUGACUGCCCCUCACCAGCUCCACACUCCUCAUCGGAUCCAGAUGAUUCCCCACCAAAGCUGCUUCCUGAGACACUAAGCCCAGCCAUUCCUGACUGGCGUGAAUCGGAAGUCCUUGAUCUGUCAAUUCCACCAGAAUCGGCAGCCACCAGCAAGCGUUCUCCUUCUGGAGGAGGGGGUCAGAUGCCAUCAUCUCCAUCCUCUUCUGACCCAGAGCAGGAGGCUGGGGAUUGGCGCCCUGAAAUGUCUCCCUGCUCUAAUGUGGUGGUCACUGAUGUCACCAGCAACCUUCUGACGGUCACCAUCAAGGAAUUCUGCAAUGCAGAGGAUUUCGAAAAGGUGGCAGCAGCUGGAGGUGGUGGUGGAGGCAGCAAAUGAGAGGCUGCCUUCUUCCUUCAGCGCAGUUGGGGGGAGGGGGAAGGGACAGGGAGGCUCUACUGCAAGAUCAUGCAUGGUGUGAAUGCCUGUUUUCUUCUCUCUCCUCCUUAUCCAUUCUUUCUCUCUUUGCUUGGAAAUUAAGACGGUAGUAGAGGAAUGGGAAUGGAUGUGUUUGAAGUUUCCAAAUGUCACAGCUGCUAGGGGUUAUGGUGGGGCAUGAGUUUCCCUUUUGUCUUCAAGGGUUAUGUUGCGCUGAUUUGGACCUGGUGAAUAAGAACUUGGGUGAAUGGGUUCGUAUCUUUAAGAGGGGAAGGAUUUGCUUUUCCAUCCUCUUUAAUGAAACAGAGAUCCUUUGGUCAACACAGGCAGAGUCUGCAUUCCUGUUUUCCAACUCUCUACACCUCUGUACCCGUCACCUUGCUCUUAUAUCUGUAGCUUUGGUGAGAUUGUAUUGACCCUAGGAAGAAGCAGCUUUUUAAGGGGAAGGGAGGUUGGAGAGUAGAUCACUAUGAUUAGGUGGGGGCUGCUACAGAACAUCUGGGGAAACUUAUGUGCCCUAAAUUUUCAUUCUGCUGCUGGGCACUCUUCCUCCUUGCAUAUGCCAAAAGUGCUAACUUGAUAAUUGUGGUAGCCCUUGGAGUCAGCCUGGGCACAUUCUAUCACUUCCAUCUGUCUUGAACCAUUUCUCAGUCCUGGUUCUAAGACACCCUGCACAUUUUUUUUGUGGCGGGCCAAACUAGAGUUUCUUCAGCCUUCUUAAGUUGUCAGUCUUGUGCCCUGCUCCUUCCUCUUCUUAAAGUCUGAGGCAUGUGUGUCCCCUUCCUGAAACCUGCUACGAUGAAAAGGAGAGGAGCCACACAUCCAUCUUCCAAUGUAGGAGGGAUGGAAGAGUUGUGCAGUGAGAGUGAGCCCUGUUCUUAUUAACUUAACUCCAUCAUCCUUCCAGUGAGGUGGGUAGGAGGAGGGCCUGCUUGUUGCACAUUUCCCCAUCUGCAUCUCUCUCUAGGUGAGUGAGAUGGAAGAACAUUCGCAUCUACAAUUCCUAGGAUCUCAAACUGCCUCUACAGUUGCCAACCAAAGGUGCUAAGAACCUAUUGUAAAAUCUUACUGUGUGUCUCUUGGAUCUUUGUGUGUGUGUGUGUGGAGUGCAUGUGCAGUGUGUGUUCGCCUCUCCCUCCCAUCCACCUGCCAACAACAUGCUGCUUUUCAUGAAUUCAUUCUGACUGAAACCUUUACAGCCUGUCUUGGAAGGAGGUAAAAAUGUGGCUUCUUUUGCUAUCUCCUCACCAUCCCGCAUAAUGGGUUAAUAACCAUGAGCUCAUAUAUUUGUGUCCAAGGUUCACUGCAGAAGUAAAACAAUUUCUGCAAAGUUCUGCUCUGUGUUUCUUCUGCCAUCUUACGUUCUAGCCCUGUUGCAAGUUUCUCUUUCCCCUCCUGGGUGCCUCUGUUUUGUUACCAGUGGCAUGUGUGCGUGCAAGUGUUGCCUGUCAUACUAUUUGUAAUCUUCGUUACAUUGUUUUUUGGGGGGGAAGGGGUGUGUGUGUGGUAGUAAUAUUUCUCAAGGGCUUGUCUGCAUGCUAUGCUGUCACUGAAAUAACUGCAUUCAAUUCUUAAUGGCAUCUCUCUUCCCUGUAUUCCUGUGUGAACUUUCUUUUUUUCAAGGGCUUGCUUAGUUGUUUUGUUCAGUUUUACGUUGAGUUAAUUAUUUAUCAAUACAUGUAAAGACUGGUGCUGCAAAAAUUGUGGCAUUUUAGCUCAUCGGUAUCUCACAUCAGGAAGGACUUCAGACCUUUUUAAGCUGUCUCACCUUUUCCUCAUUGACUUUGCAAAGUUCCACUUGGCUAUAUCUGUGUUUAAAAAGAAGCCUGGACUUUGCCAAGUACAGGAUUGAGAGAUGGUGUGUGGUGAUACCUUAUUAAUAAUCUUAAAUAUGAGUGUCUAUAUAUAGAGAUGCCUACCAUAAGCAAAUUGUAUAAUGUUAAACAGUGUGAUUGUCUGUGACAGUUUGAGUGUAGUCAGUACCUAAGACAUAUUCAAAAUGUUGGUUUUCCUUUAUCCUAUCAUAUAACACCUUUUGUGUCUUUUAAAAUUAUUUCAAAACAAGUGAAAUCUACAUGGUGUGCAGGCUUAAGUUCCUCCACACUCCUUCCACUAAUGUGUAAGUCUAAGGCUUCUUGUAAUUCCACAGGCGCAUGCUUUGAAAUAGCUGUUUGUUGUUUUUCAUGAGUUCAGUGAGACAGGCUGUAUCAUUGCUUUGCCUCAAAGGAAGUGUGGAGGUUUUUUUAUGGGAGUUUAUUUUAAUGGCUGUAGCUUCAAAGGUGGGUGGGUUGGGUUGUGGGGUAGAGAUGUAUAAUGGGAGAUGGAGCAGGGAGACUUGUAUUAAAGAGAAGACUUUAAAGGAGAAAAAAAAUGAAAUAUUUUAUGAAGCUGCAAGAGAGGAACUAUUAUACUGGGUGGGGGUGCAUACUAGUCAAUCGUGUUUUGAGAUUGCUUGGUAUGUUUGUGUGGUGUAUGGUUUUGAAGUUUGUCUAAUAUUUGAAAAAAGUAAAUGGACAAUAUAAAAGGGAAUUUUAAUAGGAAACUCUUCAAAUAUUUUAACACGUGUUCUUGGCAGAUUCCUCCCCCCCUUCCCUAGAGUCUCUUGUCACUUUGGUUUCUCUGUGUUUCAAAAGAGUAGGACAUUCACCUUUCUUGGAGGUGUUGGAAGCUGUUGUCUGUUAGAAGCUGACUGAUUUCAUGUAUGGUACCUCCAAUGGCAUCAGGUUGGCUCCCCCCCCCCCCCAACAACUUGUCAGUAGUGAAAGGAGGGUGGGGAUCAACAAUAGCUUUGGAAUUUGUUCCAGAAAAAAAAGGUCCCAGACUAGAAAUGGUCUGGUGGGAGGGCAGAUUUGCAUGAUAUGUUAAACACAGUUUUUAAUUUCUCCUUCAUGACUCUCAAAGCAGUGGGAUGAGGGGACACACCUGUUUGAAGGCAGUGGAAUAAACCCUUGCCCAGAGGGUGAAUUUAGCUAUUAUUAUUAGAAUUACAUUUAUAUCCCACUACUUACUGCAUUCCACAUCCCUAGUCUGUGAUCCCAACAUGGCACUCUCGUCUUCACAAUGACCCUGUGAGGUAGGUUAGACUGAGAGAUUGCGACUUGUCCAAGCUCACCUAGUGAGCUUCAUGAUUGAGUGGUAAUUUGAACCCUGGUCUCCCAGAUCCACUGCAACAUGCAAACUUCUACACCGUAUUGGUUCCUGGGGCUAUGUUGAAAGUGUGUCUUCAGAUGUCUACUUUCUCCACAGAUUAGUGAGUGUGGCACUUGAUAAACAAAUGGGAAUUAAUCUUUCUGAUAACAUGUGAAGUAGCUUUAGUAUGAAAGUGGGAUGCCGCCUGGCACUCAUGUCACAAGCUUCUGUUUCCUGAAUACAGAUACCAGCUACUCUUGUGCCAUGGUGCCAACACACGGGAUGCAUCCAGCACCAUAAUUUUGGUGCAGUGAUGGCUGAUGAGGUGGUACCAUGCUGAUUCCUCUAGUCUACUUAGAACAGCAGCCAUUGGACUGGGAUUAAGAACAUAAGAGCCUGUUGGAUCAGGCCAGUUGAUGCCUUUGAGAAGUGUGAAAGCAGGACCAGAGCACAGCAGCUCUCCUCCCGCUUGUGAUUCCCAGCAAUUGCCAUUCAGCGGCAUACUGCCUCUGACAGUCGAGGGAGAACACAGUCAUCGUGGAUAGUCGCCACUGAUAGCCUUAUCCUCCAUAGAUUUGUCUAAUCCUCUUUCCAAAAGGGAUUAGCAGUCCCUGACUGUCUCAUAGUUGAGUUGAGCUGGUUGAGUUACUACUGUUGCUCUAAAACUACAUCACUGAAAGUACUUUAAAGGCCAUUCCCUUGAGGAGGCAGGUGACGAGCAAAGCCUUGGCAGAUAGGUGAUUGUGAAACCAAUUGGAUGGAGCAGGGUUUAGUUGACUACAUCAGUGGUAUCUUCUCCAUCUCCAUGCAGUAUGAUGACUCUUGUUGGGAUCAGAGGCUAGGGAUAUGGAUUGUGGUAAGUAGCCCACAGAUGCAUGAGUCACUCCACUUGUGCAGUACCAGGAGUCGCUCUGAUGCAAAGAUAAGCCUUCUGUUUUGGCUAGCAUUUUGACCACUUCUUUGGCAUUAGCAACCACAGCUCCUAACCAACAUCCCUAGGGAGUUCUAUGCUGCUAAGAUUUUACCAACCUGGUAGCUCAUUUGCUUGAACAUUCCCCCUCCAUCUCUAGAAAGAACCAUCACUCUUGAAGGGGGAGAGUCAGAUGCAUGUAAUGCUGGAAUGUAGGGUUGCUUGGUUUUGCCUUGAAAUUUUCCCUUUUACAGUAUUUGGCACACAACCUCCAAAAGCAGAUUGUGUUCAUCUUUCCUGUUAAGUGGCAAACCUUGUACCUGACACAUUCUAGCCACCAGAUGGUGACAGAGGGCUACUGUUAACGGCUUCAUGAUUUGGGCUGUCUUUUUGCCUUGAAUCAUUGUGAAUUUUAAUGUAAUAGAGGAUAGGAUACAUCCUGUAUUCUUUUGCAUCUGUGCCAUGUUUGUUGUACUUCUUGUUCUUAGAGAGGAGAGUUUGAAUGGGGGGAGGGGAGGGAGAAAGAAACUAGUUUUGCAAAAAAAGAAAAGAAAAAAGGUUUUUUUAAAGGUAAUGAGAUUUUUACAGACAGAAGGAUAGAGAAUUUAAAAAUAUUAAAUGCAGUGAUUGCACAAACUGUAGUGAUUUUAGCUGGUUCUUAAAGAGUAUUUUUAGUAUUUGUGUGUGGUAGGGAGGGUGGUGUUCAGGCCAUUCAAAUUGGGCAAGGGAAGAGCAAAAAGUAACAGUGUCUGAGUUGAGAAAGCAAGUCCAUAAAAACCUAUUUUCUCUUCCCUCUACUUUCUUUUACUUGGGGCGAAGGGAGGAAGAAUGCCUCCCAUCUUACCUUCCUUUCUGGAUAUGAGUUCAGCCUGGUUCUGGCAAAGCUUUGUCAGAAGGGCUAUGUGGCAUGUUAUCCACUUGCAGAUGAACAGUUUAGGCAUCAAUAUGACCUACUGAGGUGAGAGCUAUUUGAUGAAGUGGGACAUGUUGCUGCUUUGUGGUUGUUCAGUAAGUAAAAGUAUCUAAGAUACCAGGCAAGCAGGAAAUAUGUGUUUUAGCUGUGAACCAAACAAACUAUUAGAAGCUGGCAAAACUUUCCUCAUAAUAGGUCAACCUCAAUGUAUACUGGGUUUCAUAACAAAGAAUUCCUUCUAAUUAAUCUAAUUCACUUUACAUCUUCCAGGUACAUUUUACCAAGAUGUUCUCAAGUGGGUAACAGCCUUGAUAUGUGAGGAAAAAGUGAUUAGGACCUUCGUGAGGAUAGCAAACACCAAACUAAUGAUGGCAGCUUGGGUUGCAGUGAUUGCUUUCAUUCUGAGCCCUGAGGGAAAGCAAGGUGAAAGGAGCAAGUAUGUGAUCAAGAUUUUAGCAAAAGAGACAUCAUGGAAGAGGAGAUUCCAUUAAAAGGGGGAGUGUUGGUUGGAUGUGAAGAUUGUCCCCAGAAUUUAUGUGGCACUGACUGGUGGAGAAUGGGCUGGCACUUUCCCUCCUGUUCCAAAGUGUCCAGAUUGGCUUUUUUUCCAUGAGUGCCAAUGCAAAAUCUGUAGAAGAGACCACCCGUCGUCCACUUCAGUAUCAAUUUUCAGACAGCAGAGGAAUAGUCUCCUGGUGUUUAUAGGAUACACCCUAAGACAAGAAGGAUGAAGUGUGACAGUUUUUGUUGGAGGAAGACUGUCCUGCUACUUGAGCAGUAUAUUUCUUUGUGGAAGUAGCUUUCAUGUUUAUCUGUUGCUUGCAAAAUUACACCUUUGCUUCUGUGCUCUUAAUUGUUCACUUCUUGUAGUUAGCAGCAAAGCAUAGUUGAAAUGGGAGUUUGGAAUCUGUUUAGGAAAAAGUAUUAGAUCUCCCAGAAAGCUAAAUCUUUCCUGCUAGGUUGUCCAGCUUUCUGUAUUGUGCAGAGAACUCAUUUUUAUCUGUUCACUAUUAUCUCUUUUUCUCAUCUGUUACCAACCAGUUGAACUGUGAUAUCCUUCCUCAGGGGGACUUGAGUCCCAUGUCUCUGUCUGUGCUAACCUAUAUGUGAUAAUUGGUUAUCAAUAGGCUAUGGGUGCAUGCAACGGGCAGUGAUAGGGAAAUUCUGAGAACAAUACUCUGGGCCUGUGAUUCCUGGUGAGCUGCUGAAAUACAGUGUCUCCCGUCUCAGGAGAAUUCCCCUCUUUGCUCAAUAACUUAGUACCCAUUUUGGCCACGGAGAACUACCUGCAAUCCUACCUCCAUUAUAAAAUGGGUGCUAUCUGAGCUGAGUCUUCCUGGUUAAUAAGCUCCCAUGUUUCCCCCCUCUUGUGCUUAGGGGAGGUUUAGUUGCUUUGCAGCAUUAUUUCUUGUCCACCAUCCAUGGAAGCUGCAGUUGUGUGAGUGAACAACAUUUUGGGUAACUGAGAUGGAGGAGAAAAUCAGGAAAAGGCAUUCCCCCCCCCCCCUGUGCCAGAUAAUUAGGAGAGGCCCUUGGUCUCAGGAGGUAUAAGAUUCCAAGUGGGCCUUUGGUAAGGAAAUGUAAUAGGCCUGGAAUGGAUUUCACACUUAUUGCUCAGAGUCCUUCUGUUAUGAACCAUCAUGUUGCUAUUCCCCCUCCCCCCUUGCCUCUUCCCUUGAGGCUUUGCACUGUUUUGCCUGGUGCAUCCUGUGCUCCAGUGUUGCUUGCUUUGCUGCUUUUUUGACUGUCCACUAGUGGUGCAAGAGCUGGGAUCUUAUUUUCUUAUUACUGAAGUGUGUGUGUGUGUGUGUGUGUGUGUGUGUGUGUGUGUAAGUAAAAUCCUCCACUUAACCCACCACAGUGCUUUGUGUUAUGCAAAGCCAGCAUGGGCCAGUAGCAUGACCAUAAGGCUGAGAACUAGGAAUGUCUGAAUGCUGUGAUCUGCAAGCCACUUGGCUUCCAAAGUAUGUACUGAAGGAGGCUGUUCUUAUGAAAGCUGCUCCCAGCACUUAUGAACAGCCCUAAUUGUGUUUAGUAUUUUCCCCAUAAAAUGUUUAGCUUUCAUCCAAGUCAGGUUUUGCACAGCCACGAAAGAGGAGCCUGGUGUUGGAAUAUUCUUCUUCCAUGUAUGGCUUCCUUUCUCAGUUAAUGCAACAGCAACACCCUGAUUGCCUCGCAGUCUCUCCUGCCCUACUUGAGAGGUCUACUGGGUCUUCUUCAGAUUGAAGUGUCAGGGUUACUUAUGUAUGGCAUAUGAACAACAUCUGAAGCCACCUUUGUCCCAUUUAGUUCUUAUUGAUCCAACCAACCCAAUGUUGGUUGAUGGGCAGUGGCACUCCAAUAUCUUAAACAUUUCAGAUAUCUUAAACAUUUCAGAGAUUUUUCCCCCAGCCCCUUUUAAUGAGGGGCGUUAGAGAUUCAACGUGGGCCCCUUAUUGUUUUCAAAAUAUGUGGUUUAACACUGAGUUAAGACCUUCUCCCAAUGUCAUUGUUAUGCCCUUUGUGUCAGUUCCAUGUUUUCCUGAACGAUUAAUUGCGCCAUCUAUUUCAUUUCUCUUUUACUCCAGUCUCAGCCAAAAGAUUUUCCUUGAAACAGAAAGGUGGCGUGACACUGAAAUGCAUCUGUGCAUUUGGAUGCGCCAUUGCCACAGAUCAUAGGACCAAGGCUGUGAUUGUUCAAGUGUAGAAUUUAGCUUCGGCUCUGGAAUUCAGCAUCUUGUAAGGGAUUUGAAAUUCAGCUUCGUAAGAAACUGCAUUCUUUAUCCUUUAAAAAAAAAAGCUAACUUAUGGCUGCAAUUAUAAGUUUGAAAAUGUGUGAGCAAUGCAUGGCGAAGAAGCCAGAGUGGGGCCUGAGCAUGGGUUCACAGCCCAGCAUAGUUCCGCUUGUGCCUCCCAAUGACUAGCAGUAGCAGAGUAAAUGGUGCAAAGUAAGCAAAUCUAUGCAGAUGUACUUAACCUUGCAUGACUUAGGCAUGUAGCAACCUUGGGUGAGUGCAAAGUUUAGAUUAUCUUGUUGGAGAUACAUAAUCUCUUGAACUGCAGAAUACACUCAGCCUUCAUUAAGACUUAAUCUGGAAUGCGAAAUAUUUGGUCCACCAAGCCUUGGCAUCCAAACCCCACUCGCUCUCUCCAGGCCCCCUUCUCCCCACUGUUGAGUGGUAAUCUCCAAUCAGCUGAGCUGUGUGGUGGGGGAGACCCCCACAGAUGCUGUUCAGCUAUUCAGUUUACAUAUCAGCAGUGAGGAAGAGGGAGCUUGUUGUAUUUCCUGUGCUGCAUGGUGAGAAAAGGAGCCCUUUCCUCACUGCACAGCUUGGCAAUAAAAUGGGCUGCCCGUGGAGAAAGGGGCUAUACUCUUCCUCAAUUUAUAUUUCUGUGUUUCUGUGCUGCAUUAAGAUAGGGGAGCCCUAUCUCUACUUGCAGUAGAGAAUUCAAGUGAGCUAUCUAGUCCAUUGCUGGUAUGCGGAGCCUGUCCACUUUCCCAUGAGGGACCCAUUACUGAUGCUAUGUCAAGUAAAAGUAACAUCUUGAUGAAAGCCGUGUGGUAUCAGAGCUGCUUCAAUACAUAAGAACUUGAUAGGGUUAGGCCAAAGGCUCAUAUACCACCUAUUGCUGUCUCCACUGGUAACCCUUAUUGGGUGCCAUAUAUGUAAUAGGCAGCCUGAAGGCUGCGCUAUGCUUAUUUGUUUAUUCUUUGGGUUGCUGAUCACUUGCCAAUCUGCAGCUACAAUAUACAAAGAUUCUGCAGGGAUCAAGUUGGUCCCUCUGGUUUGCUAACAUCUGGGGAUUAUUUCGGUCACUUAAUUGGUCGUUGCCAGUACUGAAUAAGUGGGGAUUAAAAUGUAUGCCUUUCUGUGGCUAUAUUUCUUCCUUCUGUGUAGCACAGGAUGAUGCUGUGUAAGGCUCUCAACAUUAUAGCUGUUGACAAGGAAGAAGCAUUCCCAAAAUGGAUGCUGAUGAUUCCUUGUUAGUCUGAAGCUUUCACUGAAGGAAAUAAAGGCAUGCAAGUGAUCUGGAGAAAAAACUUUCUUCUAUACAAUGGGCAGUAAAACGAUAAUUUGCAGAUGAGUAUGUUUUGCAGCUUAACAUUUGAUUGGAUUCAUUUAAGUCCCAAUUCCAAUAUGCUGAAAACCCAUUCCUAUUUUGUAUAGCACUUAAAAAAAAUUGCAAGCACAUGCUUUAAAAGUUCAGCACUCUCAUACUGUGGCUUCUAAUGUGAAGUACUUUGCUAUUUUAAAUGGGGGAUCCUCUUCCAUUGUUCUUUGCCUGAUCACCAUGUUUAGCAUUUAUUCUAGUCUCUCACAGAACCAGCCAUUCCAUACUGUUUUUUCCCAGACACAAGAAUGACUUGUAGGAAUUGUCCUAUGUCAUUAAAUAGCAUAGUGGGGAAUAUUUAUUACUCAGAGACUGACAAGGGUAUUGCUGAGACUCUUGAGUCUUUCAGUAUCAGUCCUUAUGCAGUCAACACAUGUAUGUUACUUUUUUGGUGCCGGAAUGACAUGGAGGAACUUUCCAACGUUGCAUGUAUAGUAAUGUGGGAAGCAACUCCUAGUUCUUUACAGUCAAGCUUUUCAGUGAAGCAAGAAAAUAAUGUAGCAACUCAACUAUUCUUCAGAGACUGCUGUAUGUGUCCCAUGUAAUUAGUGGAAGAUUGCCCUGUGGUAUUCAUAGGCCAUUAUCAGUAGUAGAAAGAUGUCCCCUUAACCUGGGAAUAAUUUAUGGUUUUAAUCUGGAGAAUACUGUUGCUCAUAGGGCGUGACAUGCAAAGAAUGUGGGACACCUGUGCAGAUGCAAAAGCUAGGCAGCAAGUUAGGUGGUGGAUAUUCUCCAAGAUGAAUGCCACAGGGGGCAAGGGACUGGCAGAAAGUUGGGACUUCUAAGGAUGCAGUUUGUUUCAUGGUGGCUGCUACCACCAGCCUAAAGUAAAUAUAUCUAACCACGGCUUUAGUGAUGUUCCUGGUGCUUAUUCCCCCUCCCCACAUUCCUGCAAUUUUAUACUCAAACCAAUUCAUCUGCCACAUUUCUCUUUGUGAGUUCUCUUGGAGAAAAGCCUCUUGUUCCAGGAGGUUCAGAAUUGGUGUUUGCUCCUCUUUUACGCUCACCCUUGCACUUGCCAGUGCCAGGCCUCAACCUUGCCAGACAUGCUGCUGAUGUCAGUGUGAUCCCAUUGUGAACCUUGUUAAUACGUAAGGGCUUUCUAAGGCGAUGGUGGCACUUGCUUCGAACCUUACAAAACUGCAGUCAAUUGAGAGGGUUAGUGUAAGUCUGCACAUUUGGCUUUUGCAAAGUUGAGGCCUUAUGCUAAGUUUUGUCAAAGGGUGAGCUGAAGUUGCUGUGUUCUUGCCUCUUGGCGUAUGAAAUAGGCUUUAAAAACCAAUAACUAAAUAUAUAUCUGGUAACUUUUUAAUUUUGGCAAAAAUGCAUUUAAUGAAACAAUUGUGCAUGAAAGAAGUGUUAUCUAUUAUUUUUGUCUUAUUCAUUUUUAAAUAUAGUGUUUGCAUUUGCUUGGUUGCUUUUAAAAAUCCAGUUCUCAGCUGGCUAAACUGUCUAGAGUGGAUGGAUGGGAAGCAUAGUGGGGUGGGUGAUUGAAUCACCACCCCCCAUUGGCAUUUCCAUCAGAAAAGUGGCUUGCUCCAGGUUUUGCGGGGGGUUGUGCUAAUUACUCUUGUGUGCUUGUACAUUUUGUUCUUUCUGCUGCUCUUGAGUAUUGUAUCAAUGCCAGAAAUGGGGAGUUAAAAAGAUGAACCCCAAUAAAUUGUUACAUUCCAAAGCUU